AUGGCUGCCAACUCCUCUCAAUUUCGCCCCGUUGUGAUCAGCGGCCCCUCGGGCUGUGGAAAGUCCACACUGCUCAAGCGCUUAUUUGCGGAAUAUCCUGAUCGCUUCGGCUUCAGCGUCUCAAACACAACCCGUGCGCCUCGCCCCGGUGAGCAAGAUGGAAAAGAUUACAACUUCGUGACCAAGGAGGCAUUCCUUGAUCUUGUCGCUCAGAAUGGCUUCAUUGAACACGACGAGACGAUCCCGAUCACCGUCUACCCUCCAACACUUGUUCCCUCUGCCCUCGACGUAUACCAACAUACUAACCAUAUCUCCCCUCUAGCUCAAUUCGGUAGCAACUUCUACGGCACCUCAAAACAAGCCGUUAAGGACGUCGCCGAGAAGCAGCGCAUCUGUGUCCUUGACAUCGAAAUGGAAGGUGUCAAGCAAGUGAAGAACAGCGACCUGAAUGCUCGAUUCUUGUUCCUUGCCCCUCCCUCCAUGGAAGAGUUGGAGCGUCGGUUGCGUUCUCGGGGUACCGAGACUGAAGAUAGUUUGCGCCAGCGCCUGGCUCAGGCAGUCAAUGAGUUAGAAUUCUCCCAGCAGCCUGGCGCACAUGACAAGAUCGUCGUCAACGAUGAUCUGGAAAAGGCGUACGAGGAACUGCGAGACUGGGUGGUUGAUGGUGGUCGCUUUGGUGCUUCGCAAUAG
Messenger RNA from Penicillium oxalicum, 690 nucleotides. Its product is annotated as guanylate kinase. Gene Ontology annotation, cellular component: cytosol. NCBI's taxonomy places the organism in Eukaryota, Fungi, Ascomycota, Eurotiomycetes, Eurotiales, Aspergillaceae. Gene Ontology annotation, molecular function: GMP kinase activity. The coding region runs from base 1 to 690 and encodes 229 amino acids. The record is from RefSeq and is a predicted model, not a curated record. The transcript is spliced from 6 exons.